CGCAGCGCUCUAAAAAUAACGUUCGGGUGGUUUAGUUUCGUGCUAUCGCAGCAACACAUAGUUCACAAAAACUAACAUCGUUUUUUGUUUAAAAUUUUAAUAAAAUGAGUGCUGACGCAGCGUCCUUACCGUGUCCAAUAUGUUUACAUACUGGUGUUUUCAAUUCCGCACAAGCAUUAAAAGACAGAUUGAUUUACGUCUCCACCAACAAUAUAGUGUGUCCAAUAUGUCAAGAGUCGCUGUCGGGACUGGAUAAAUUAACCAUACAUCUCUUCAGUCACGUUUCGUUUUUAUCAUCACAUGGAUCGUUGGAAAAAAGUGAAAAGACGGAAACAAAAUCUGAAGUAAAACAGGGAAGUCAAAUACCUCCUACCACGCUAAAGAAAACAAGAACGGCGCCGUCUAAAAAUAAAGUAUCGGCAUCUACGGCGCCAGUUAAGUUUGUUAAAAUAUAUCCAAAAUUACCAGUGAUAGCUUUGAAUACCGUUCCUAUUAUAGAUAUACAGGGUGGUGUGGACGGAUGUGUUCAGAGUAAUAACCCGGUGUACAUACCAACUGUGAAAGCUGAAACGGCUACUGUGAAUACCGACCAUAAAUGUAAUGUAUGUGGCUUAUGCUUCCUUGAUUCCAACAUAUUAAAAAUGCACAAAUGUUUAUUACACAAUUUGGAUGACAAAUCUGAUAACAACUUUUCAAGCUACGAUUGUCAUUUAUGUCCUAAAACUUUUAAAAUGAGAGGUUCACUAAUGGUACACUUAAGAGUUGCCCACUAUGGCUUUCCUUCUCAAUCUGCCACAACAAAAAAAUUAAAGGAAAAAAGUGGAAAAGGUGAAAUAGAAAGUAAACCUACUACACUAGAUAGGAGUGAUGCGAAACAAUGGCAGUGCGAUGUUUGCCGUAAAAGCUUUACAACAAAAUACUUUUUAAAGAAGCACAAACGACUUCAUACAGGGGAAACACCGUACGCGUGUACACAAUGUAACAAAACUUUUACCUUCCAACAAUCUUACCACAAACAUCUCCUUUAUCACAAUGAUGAAAAACCUCAUGUAUGUAAUUAUUGCAAUCGAGCUUUCAAAGAAUUAUCGACUCUCCAUAACCAUCAACGUAUACAUACUGGAGAAAAGCCGUUUUCCUGUGAAACAUGUGGAAAAUGCUUUCGACAACGCGUUUCAUAUUUAGUGCAUCGCAGAAUACACACAGGCGCCAUGCCUUAUAAAUGUACAGCUUGCAAAAAAAGUUUUCGAUAUAAAGUAUCCCAAAGAACACAUAAGUGUCAAGCACAACCGCCUGGUACUGUCGUUCGGCAGUCUGGUGAUCUGGUAGAAAAACUUAAAAAAAAGUAUAAAAACGAGCCAACGCCUAACACCAAUGAAGGAAAUUGCAGUAACUUAAAUUACACAGAAAUAUCUGAAGCUAAUGCGGAAUUGGUUCGCACUGGAGCAAAACUAUCUUUGGAAGAUAUUGAAUCCGAUGGUUUCUCAAUAAUAGCAGAAGCUUUUACCAAAAGCAAUGAAGACCAUGACGUAAUGUCAGAUCCCGGUUACUCUACACAUCGUGAUGAUAAUAACGCCACGGAAUACAAACACUACGAAAUAUUUGGAGAUGAUCUUGAGGAUUUGAUAGAUUCUGUGCCAAUUAAUGACAAAAAUAUCCCCUCACCAUCAGAAAUAUUAAAAAACUUAUGUUUGACUAAUGACGAUGACUAUAUAUAAUGAAAAUAAAAACGUUUUGUAGAUCGAA
Messenger RNA from Papilio xuthus (Asian swallowtail), 1743 nucleotides. Its product is annotated as zinc finger protein 658B. Gene Ontology annotation, biological process: regulation of transcription by RNA polymerase II. NCBI's taxonomy places the organism in Eukaryota, Metazoa, Arthropoda, Insecta, Lepidoptera, Papilionidae. Gene Ontology annotation, molecular function: DNA-binding transcription factor activity, RNA polymerase II-specific. The transcript is spliced from 4 exons. The record is from RefSeq and is a predicted model, not a curated record. Bases 105 to 1715 code for a protein of 536 amino acids. Gene Ontology annotation, cellular component: nucleus.